Molecule: messenger RNA, 262 nt
Organism: Paramecium sonneborni
Lineage: Eukaryota; Ciliophora; Oligohymenophorea; Peniculida; Parameciidae
Source: the annotation of a GenBank genome assembly
AUGUUAAGCACAGACUCUUUGAUUGAUAUUGAUUGGAGAGUAGAUUAAUAAAUUUAGACACAUAAUUAAUAAAAAGUAUUUUUGUUUAUAAAUAUAACAAUAAUAGGUUAAUAUGCCUGCCUUAUUCCUAUAAUUAGAGACUUUGAAUACUUUAAAAAAUACAAAGGAGAAUGUGACAUUUUAGCUUAAUUAAAAUGAAGUUAAUAAUUUUCACAACAAUUUGUUUAAAAUUAAAGAAUAAUUAUAAACUUUAGCAUAGUGA